AGUCAUCAGCCCUUGACACCUAACAUCCCCCAGUGACAAUUAUCUCCUCACUAACAGGUUUUCACAGCUUCCCUGUGAACUCUUGUAACAGACUUUUGACACCUAUAUAAUUAUCCAGGUAGAAGUGAUUACCUUUCUCAUAGUAAGCCUGUCCUCUGAAUGGUCAACAUGCAGGUAAAAUAGUCUUACUGUUAGUCUUAGUAUAGAUUAGUACUUGGUGCUCUACUCCAAAAAUACUCUAAUAUUAAAGCAUUAUUUAGAGGUUUAGAAUAUACCGGUAUCUGGGAUAUAGUGGGUAGUUCUAUGUCUGGAUUAAGUGGGUAACUCUAUGUUCGGAUUUUAAAGUGGGUAGCUUUAUGUCUGGAUUAAGUGGGUAGCUUUAUGUCUGGAUUUAGUGGGUAGCUUUAUGUCUGGAUUAAGUGGGUAGCUUUAUGUCUGGAUUUAGUGCAUGGUAGCUUUAUGUCUGGAUUUAGUGCAUGGUAGCUCUUUGUUUGGUAGUGGGUAGCUCUAUGUUCAUCCUCUGUUAGUAAAAUUACUGACAAUGGCAACACUGGGCAAUUACAUCCUAUGUGGCGUUUGCCGGGUGAGCUGCACUGGCCAUGAAGCUGUGAAUUGUGAGAAGUGUGUCAAAUUGCUCCACAAAAACUGCGAACAGUUGUCCGAGUUGGAUUUCAAUUUCUUGCGAAAUUGCACUCUGCCCUACAUUUGUUCUAGCUGCUGUAAGAACGAUGUGGGGACCUUUGAUUACGACCAGUCUCUGAGUAGGUUAGGGUCUGCUAUUCAGUCUGGGUGCUUAGAGAUGGGAGUUAGGAUGGAAACCAUUUUCAUGCGGGGGCAACACAAGCGUAUGCCUUCAGGGGAGGGUGUUAGAUUUAACCAUACAAUGAGUAUAGAUAAAGUAGCCUCCCAUUUGGCAGGAAAAACAGGUGACUAUGUGCCUGCGUUGGUGAGGGGGGAUGGGAAUGGUCUGUUUAAUGCCAUAUCAAUGGCCAUUCAGGGGGAUGAGAAGCUGGCAUCUGAGAUUAGGGUGAGGACCUGUCUAGAGAUGUACCACCACAAAAGCUACUACAUCAACAAGCAUAAGGUAGAUUGCAUAGACUUUGUAAGUCCUCCAUAUGAGCAAGCUGUUCAGGAAUGUGGUCAGAACUUCCAUUUUUCUAGUUGCUGGACUAUGCAUGCUGCUGCAUCUGUGGUAUCUAGAUGCAUUAGGUCUCUGUACCCUGCAGUUAAUGGUAUCUGUGACACAUCAUUUCCAGUUUUAAACUGUUAUUUCAAUCCCCGCGCUCUGGGGAGCAAGCACACCAUAAGCAUUCUAUGGUCCAGCGAGUCAAAACACAGCCGGGGUAUCUGGGUCCCCAACCGUUUUGUCCCUAUGUUGCCCCUCUCUCUUGAGAAACCUUCACAAGCAUCUUCUAAGGUUAGUGCACCCCUUUCCAUCUUAGCACAUCCUUCUGCAAAAACAACACACACUCUGCCUAGUUCUACAGAAGAGACAGAGCAUCUUCUCUCACUGAAGAACACUAGCAACUCUUCACACACACCUGUAAAGUCUGAACUGUCUAAACAGAAAGACCUGGCUGUAGGUGUGAAAGAUUGUAGUGACAAACCAUGUAGACCUUCUGGUAAAAGACGAGCCACUGACGACAGACAAAAUGAAGACACCAAACGCAGAGGGAUAGAGUCUGAUCAUGUUUCACAGGGUCACAAUUUGGCAGACGACAUGCAGAAAAUUUACGAAUUAGUGGAAUCUGGUAACUCUUUGGUCAAAUCGAUCAUCCAUGAAAAGGGCAAGGCCCCCGGUCUGGUUUUGUACACAGACGAUCAGAUCGAUGACAUGAAGGCUCUGUGUUGUAACGGGCAGACAGUUUUAGGUGUUAGUAAACCCGUCCAUCUCUGUGGGGUAACCGUGACUACAACCUACUUCACACAAAUCAGGGUGACAAGAAAGAGCUCCAGGUCUAAUAACCACCCAGUCUUUUUGGGUCCUCUGUUCAUCCACGGUGACACUGACUUUGAGUCCUACUGCCAAUUUUUCAAUCACCUUACAAUCAAGCUAUUCGACACAGACAAGUCGAAGUUGGUAUUUAGUUCACAUUGGGAUGCAAGUCUUGUCGAGGCUAUUUCGACGUUUUUUCCAGGUUUGAAACACAUCAAAAAACAAAAAUCUUUCAAUCACGUUAUGAAACUGGCAGCUGAUGGCAAAGGUCUUCUUCAUCUGGUCAACAGUUUGUACAUUACCAUUAGGGCACAAUAUGCUGAGCUCAAAAGAUCAAUAUUAUUAUGGGUAGGAGAGUAUUAUCCGGCCGACACACACAAACAUUUCAGCUCUUCACAUACGCUUUGGGUAUCCAUGACAAGAGAAGAAAGAGACAGGCAUUACAAAAGGUUUCUAGAAUAUAUUCCUGAAUGUUGAAAAUGUCUCAACCAUGUUUAUUGUUAACAAAACUGCAGUGACAAUACAGUGAUUUGUUGACUAUUGAUAUUAUUAUUAUAAUAACAGCUUUCAUGUUAGUGUAGGGCUAGUUAUCCUUACUUCUCCCCCGCUAGCCGGGUGUGUCCAGUGAAUGAAGUUUGGAUCUGGUGUAUGUUAUAGAGUAUGGUAUGCUCUUUCCUAGCACGUAAUUACUAGAUCUAGAGAUAUGCUUCUUUAAGAAAUAAUGCAUGCUUUAAUCCAGUGUAAUCGCUACUAACCUAUUCCCAAUUACAGAAGGGUGUUAUGGAAUACCUAUUUUGGGUGUUUUUACUUAUUAGAGUGAUUUUAUAGGCAUAAAUAUUUUGGGUUGGUAGGAUGAUUUUACUUAUUUCUCCCUUGCUAAGACACGUGUGCUAGGAAAUAAUUUUUUUUGGAUUAGUAAGGUGUUUUUCUUAUUCCUCCCUCACACAUAGACAUGUGUGUUAAGUAAUGUACUGUAAAUUCUUUAUUUUGUCCAAGUACUCAAUUUUGCCACAUCAUUACUUUAUAUCAAAUUGCGAGAAUAAAAAUUUGCGAGCACCAAUUUUCUGUCAUAAUUCUAUAUAGUUCAAAAUGCCUGAAAAAUGUACCGUUUUUGGGAAGAGUGGGAUGUUUUUACUUAUUCCUCCCUCACAUAUUAGAUGCAUGUGUAUAGGAAUAAAUUUUAUGAGUGGGUCAGAUGUUUUUACUUAUUUCUCCUUCACUUAAAUAUGAUUUAUAAAAAUAAAUUGUUUGUGGGGUUGGGUGAUGUUUUUACUAAUUCCUUCAUUUAGAAAUGUGUCUUUACUAGGAAUAAAUUUUUAGGAAGAUGGGGUGUUUUUCCUACUUAUUCCUCACUUACUUAGGGAAUAGUGUUUUGGUUGGGUGGAGUGUUUUUACUCAUUUCACCUUGCUUAUAAGUGUGUGUUCAGGUAUAAAGUUCUUGUUUUACUUAUUUCUUCCCUACUUAGAGACCUUAGAACCAAGCUUUUAGAAAUACAGUAAAACAUGCUUAUAAGCAAACAAGUUUAUAAUGAAUUAACGCUUUCAGUGAAGUGAAUUUUGUUCCCAAUUUGGGUUUUAAAUACAUUGUGAAGCAAACUGAUUUUAGAAUUUACAUUUUUAAUAUAGCAAAAUCACCUUCUCUAUCUCCAAUAUACUAGUAGUCUGACUAGCAGUUAAUCCUAGACAAGAGGCUCACGAGUCUCACUUUUGUCCCUCGAUUGCACAGCUGCAGCAAUAGCUAUACAUUGCUAUUUAAGUUUGAAGAUAUACAUAUAUAUGUGCUGUUAGGUUGUUUUUGCUAUGUUGGAAACCCGGCCGAAACUUAGUCACUGUGAUGACCUGUAUCAGCAGUGAAAUGACUUCCGUUUCACAUAUGAUAACAUUUUUUUUGAUAGUCUACAUUCUUUUAUUUUAUUCUUGUCAUGCAUGUAUAUGUUCCAGUACUUUUAGCAAUUGUUUAUGGACAUCUAAACAUUCUUUAUUAUUUAUUUCGGAGGGGUUUUAAAGCUGUUGUUUACCACAUUUACUUCUUGACAUCAAAGGAUGACAGUGCUAAGUUAAUUAGUUGAUUAGCCACUAGUGACAACCUAACCCAAUAGGCAAUUCAAAGAAAAACAUUACCGGUACCGUAUACAGGGAAAUAUUCACCACCGUUUUAUUUUCGCCACUUUUGACCUCGUUGUCAGCAGGCGAAUUUUAGAUUGGGCAAAUUCCAAUGCCUAAAACUAUCUCUCUUUUAACACAAGUUUGUCUGGGCAAAUUUAAGACUGGGCAAAACUAUUUGCAAGUGUAGAAGGGCGAAAAUUUCACAGGGCGAAAAUAACCCUGUAUACAGUGAUUCUUGUUGAUAAGUUUUUUUAAGGAAGAUAGUUUUUUAGACUUUUGGACUGUAAGGAUUAGAGAAACCGUGUAGGGUGUUUAGAGACAAAUUUCCACAUGAAUUUGGGUCCCUUACUCCGAAUUACUGUAAGAUAGGAACAAGACUUGGUUUUUAUUGUUACCAGUGUCUGUAUAUAUUGGGUUAUCUAAAUUUCAAUCUUUAAUAGACCAUUCUUGUAUCCUGCCAUUUGAACUUUUGUGCAUUCUUCAUUAAUUCAUUCCCCUUGAGCUAAAUUCCCCCAAUGAACAUGCUUGUUGCCUAAUUAUGUACAGACGGGGUCACAGAAUGGUUGAGAAUUCGGUUCGUUUUCUAUAGAUUUCUUUCACAGUGCAUUUCCUAAUUCUUUGGAUUUCCGUGCUGUCAAAACUGUUAUUUGUGACUCUAACAUUUUUAUGAAAAGGAAAGAGACCAAUCCAUACAGAGACGGCGUGCCAUUUCCUGUUAGUGAGUACAGCCACUUUUAUCACAUGUGACACAGUUUAGAUGACUUCCUAUUGCUUUUAUUUUUGACAUUUAUAGAUUGAAUAUUGUUUAGCAGUUUUUAUCACUGAUAAUGGCUCCCUCACUCCAAAUCCCAUCAAUGUCCCAAAAUACUUCCAAUCCUGACAACUUUUUGGCUACUAUAUCAGCUGCAAGAACAAAAUUCAAACCAAGCUUUUAAUGCCCUUGUUGAUACUGGUUGAUGACAUUUUUUUCUCAAAGUUUUGAUGAACAUUUACAACAUUUAGAUCUCAUUUUUCAAAAACUUUGCAAAGCCAAUCUUACCCUUCAGCCAACAAACUAAAGUAAAAAAACUUGGACACAUCAUUUCUGAGAAAGGAGUUGAAGUGGACAGAGCUAAGAUUGCUGGAGUAGCUGACUUCCCACAACCACGAAACUCUAAACAUGUUGGUAGCUGCCUUGGGAUGUGCAAGUACAUGUACUAUCGAAAAUUCAUCAAAGACUACAGCAAAAUCUCAGUGCUCCCAUUUGAAUCUUCUUAUGAAGAAAAAUAUCAAUUUCCAGUGGAAACCAGAACAUUCACUGUUGCUUUCAACCUUCUGAAGUGAAAAUUAACUUCAGCAUUCAUCCUUGUCUUUCACGAUUUUAGCAAACCAUUUGUAUUAUCUGUUGCUGUCAUUUGAAACAUGUACGACUUAUUACAAUUGGGACAAAUAAACAAAUAAAGGAGGAUGGGGGGUGUGCACUCUGGGAUCAGGAAAAGGGAUGGCAUAGAAACCAUAAAACGUUAAACAAUUUUGCAUUUCUGCACCUCUGCGAAAUUAUAAUUCUACUCUCAAAUCAUGACUCACGCAUGGCUGGUGGCAGACACAGAGGACAUAAGUACAAAUGCUGCUCUCCGCGCCAAGUGCUACUGGCCAAAUAUUCAGAUAUUGAACAAUACACCAAAACCUGCAAAACUUGUUCACAGGACUACCGGUACAAGUGGAAAAUAUGCUAAUGAAAUUCUAAGUCAUUUGUUCGAACCUUUCUUCAGAAAACUUGACACAGAAAGCAGUGACUGCAAUUCAGGGAAGGAUGUGUCUAAAGUCUACUUCUUUAAAGACAGACCAACACUUUCCAUGCUUCAUCUUACUCCUUCAAAAGUCAAAAUGUCAAGAAAUUGUCACUCAUCUUCAGAAUGCAUUUUAGCAUUUAUAAUGACUUUCUAUGAUCACGCAAAUCUCUUCCAUACAGAUGCAAUCUUCUAAAUUGUUCAGCUGACUGCAAAUUAAUUAAUUUUUUUUUUUAGAAAAAAAUAACUAUCAGAUUUUCAUUUUGGGCCAUUUGAUAUAUGUCUUGUGCCCUAGGUAAUGUGUUUGCACAGCACAUUGUCACCAAAGAACUGCAAAUGAUAGCAUUGUCUAGCCGCCUAACUAAAAGUCAUUUUUUGAUAAUUGUCUAAUUAAAUUUGUUUUUUUUAAAUAAUGUGAACAUUUAUGUAUAUUUUUUAACUAAAGGAAAACGUUGUUCUUUAAAAACAUCUGUCUAUUAUUAAGUUUUAUGCAUAUAUUGGCCACUAAAUAAUAUUUUCCUAGCUCAUGAAGACUGAUUUCAAU
This is a messenger RNA of Magallana angulata, 6355 nucleotides long. RefSeq lists its product as uncharacterized. Gene Ontology annotation, biological process: regulation of transcription by RNA polymerase II. The record is from RefSeq and is a predicted model, not a curated record. The coding region runs from base 542 to 2413 and encodes 623 amino acids. The transcript has a single exon. Gene Ontology annotation, cellular component: chromatin. Lineage: Eukaryota; Metazoa; Mollusca; Bivalvia; Ostreida; Ostreidae.